AUGGCCAUGUCUUUAUUCAGUUCUUUUGACGCCAUCCUUGCUGAGAAAUUCGGACAAAAGGUUAGCCUUUCCUGGGCCACGCCCACUUCUUCUUCUCCUUCUUCGGCGGUUAACAAAGCACAAGGGGGGCCGUCUUCAUCGUCAAGUAAUAGCAGCAGUAUUGAUGAUGUUGGGAAGGCAACUUCCACAUCAAAUCCCAAGAAGCCUCAACAACAGCCGCAGCAGCAGCAGAAAGAGAUGGUCAAAAGGAGGCCGAGGUUUGCAGUUGAAUUAGACGGGGUCCACUGUUUCGAAACCAUCAUUCCUUAUUGA
Messenger RNA from Oldenlandia corymbosa var. corymbosa, 312 nucleotides. The record is from the annotation of a GenBank genome assembly. Lineage: Eukaryota; Viridiplantae; Streptophyta; Magnoliopsida; Gentianales; Rubiaceae.